This is a messenger RNA of Drosophila miranda, 1698 nucleotides long. Its product is annotated as terminal uridylyltransferase Tailor-like. Gene Ontology annotation, molecular function: poly(A) RNA polymerase activity. The record is from RefSeq and is a predicted model, not a curated record. Gene Ontology annotation, biological process: mRNA 3'-end processing; mitochondrial mRNA polyadenylation. Bases 581 to 1522 code for a protein of 313 amino acids. The transcript has 6 exons. NCBI's taxonomy places the organism in Eukaryota, Metazoa, Arthropoda, Insecta, Diptera, Drosophilidae.
AAGUGUGCCACCGGCGAAGCAGGAUUCGGGGGAACAUCUCUCAGGGCCUCCAGGGUCCGCGCCCCGGCCACGGGAUUCCUCCACGCGUGUGAAUUUGGGAUGGAACUUAUGCGUAGGUGUGUGUGCGGUUUGCAAGUGAUCCCGCCUAGGAGUUAGGCAGUACCUUCCCUCAGGUGCGGUCGCUGACAGAAGCUAGCUGCUGUGGGCGCAGUUAUCUUCCGCAGCGGGCUCUGUCGAGGGCUGGAUGCUUUGGCACCUAGUGCCCCUUCACCGCACUGCAGUCGAUCAGCUGGUUAGUGGCCUGCACUAUCCAGCCCUGGUACCCCAGUCGAUCAGCUGCGAGGCCUGGAGUGAAGAAGAAGAACGGGAGAACCGGCCCAAAGGAGAGAAAGGAUGAAAAAAGGUGGGAAUCUCCAAGUGACGAGUGAAAAGCGCCGUCCAAAGCACUCACGGUGGGCCCCAGCGCCCCUGCCCCCUUUGGGUGACCGUGGAAGUGCAACGCGCAGCCCGGAUCAGAAGCCAGUCGGGGUGAGACUCGAUCCUCCCAGACGCGGCGCUCUUCUGGACAGACCUCUUAAAGAUGGUGCACAAUGCCAAUUUAAUUAAGGAGAAUGCAGAGCUAAAACAGCAAAUAAAAAACGAUGUACAGAAAACAUUGCAGUUGAAAUUCCCAAAUACACCGCUUCAGGUGAGAUUUUUUGGCUCCCGCAUAAUGGGAGUGGGUGAUUCCGAAUCAGACCUCGAUAUAUAUUUAGUUAUAGGUAACUCUUCUGGAGUAUAUAACGAGAAGUUAACCCCGAAAGUACUUUUUAAUCUACGCACAAUCGUGAGUGCGAUCCUAGCUAAUAGAACUGAGUGGGAACUUACAGCCGUCAAAGAUCGCUUCUUUCCACUCGUCACUGCCGUCCAUAAAGGGACAAACAUUAAGUGCGAUAUAAACUUCCUGAACAGAAUGUCUUGUGACCAGAACCAGUUGGUCAACUACAUCUUUAAGCUGCAGCCUAUUGCUCGCUACAUGGUGAUAUUUCUGCGGGCCUGGUCCCAAAAACACGGCCUUAGCAGAUGCUUUCGAAGCCAUAUCUUUAUAUUGUUGGUGAUUUUCUUCCUGCAAGUCCAGGGCCAUCUACCAGCCAUCAAAGAUCUUCAGACUGACCUUGUUCCCAAUGUCGCUCCAUGGACAUCAAACUUUCACGAAUUUCCGUUGUCAAAGUUUGGUAUGAGGGAAAUUGGAGUGAACGAAAACAAAACUCGCCAGAUCUUACACGAAUUCUUCAAGUUGUAUUCCACCUUUCCCUUUCACGAGUUGGUUGUUUGUCCCUAUCUGGGAAAGCGUGUUAGUCGCCAACAGCUAAAGGACUUAAUGCCCUCAUUUUUCAAGUAUCCUGUCAAAUCUCCGGUGUUCGUACAAGACCUGAUACUCUUGGAUCAUAACAAGGGCUUCCAAGUAAAGCAGGUGCAGAUUUACGCGUUUCAGGACGAGUGCUGCGCUGAAAUUGAAAAUUAUUAUGAUGAUUAUUAUUAAAACAUAAAAAUUGAUUACACGUCCGUACGACCGACGUAAGCGGCCACGCAUUCCGGACUGGAUUAACUCAAGACCCGACUACAAAUAUUUUCACACACCACCAGAUGGAAUCAUUUCUUUAGGUUAAAAUAACAAAUAUUCAAAAUAUCCACAAUAAAAUUGAUUAACAAAUGAGA